This is a messenger RNA of Leucoraja erinaceus (little skate), 654 nucleotides long. RefSeq lists its product as uncharacterized. Bases 1 to 654 code for a protein of 217 amino acids. The record is from RefSeq and is a predicted model, not a curated record. Gene Ontology annotation, molecular function: alpha-tubulin binding. The transcript has a single exon. Gene Ontology annotation, cellular component: cell cortex. Gene Ontology annotation, biological process: regulation of cell projection assembly; positive regulation of cell migration. NCBI's taxonomy places the organism in Eukaryota, Metazoa, Chordata, Chondrichthyes, Rajiformes, Rajidae.
AUGUUGAGCGAGAUCGCGCCCACUGCAAGCAUGCCGCCCGAGGCAAGUGUCUCUCUGCCUCUCAGGCUCCUGACCAAAGGUCCCGGCUACCUCUGUAAUCAAAUGGAGGGGCAGGGUCAGCAGAGCGCCGUGGAGAGACUGGCUGCCGACAAGGCCAAGUACGUGAAGAGCCAGGCGGCGAGGGGGUGCAAAGUGGAGCCCAAUGGUUUGGGCAGCUCUGCCUCUGAAGAAGGCAGCAACAGCGGCAGCGGGGCCAGCAGCAACAUGAAGACUUACCUGGCCUCAGGCAGCCCCCAGCAAAAUGGGCAGCUGGGGCUCCCUCCUGACAUCGUGCGUUGUUCCAGCUGCAAGAGGCAGCUCAGGCCCGAUUUGCCGGUCACAUACCGGCAGAAGUGCGAGUUUGUGCGGGGAACGGCAGCCACCAGCUGUGCCCGCAGUUUCAAGGGUGGUGGUAGCGUGGUCUGGUGGCUGCUGCCCGGCUCUAGCGGCCAGGGCGACAAGCAGCUGGGGCCGGCAAUGGGAGCAGCAACGUUGGAAGGGGUAGAAUUAGCAGAGGGUACAGGGUGCACAAGUAACCACACCAGCAGCGCCCCGAGAAGCAGCAGCAGGUCGCCCCAAGGAGCGCUCAAGCGGCGGGUUGGCGAAGGCGGAUAG